CAGCGGACAGCGCUGAGUGAAGUCUGAGCCGGAGCACAGCAGGUGUAGCCGCUCACUCAGAAACCAAACAGCAUGUGCGACGAAGACGAGACCACCGCUCUUGUGUGCGACAAUGGCUCUGGCCUGGUGAAAGCCGGCUUCGCCGGCGACGACGCCCCUAGGGCCGUGUUCCCAUCCAUCGUGGGCCGCCCCCGUCACCAGGGCGUCAUGGUGGGUAUGGGUCAGAAAGAUUCCUACGUGGGAGACGAGGCUCAGAGCAAGAGAGGUAUCCUGACCCUGAAAUACCCCAUCGAGCACGGCAUCAUCACCAACUGGGACGACAUGGAGAAGAUCUGGCACCACACCUUUUACAACGAGCUCCGCGUGGCCCCCGAGGAGCACCCCACCCUGCUCACCGAGGCACCCCUUAACCCUAAGGCCAACCGCGAGAAGAUGACCCAGAUCAUGUUUGAGACCUUCAACGUGCCGGCUAUGUACGUGGCCAUCCAGGCCGUGCUGUCCCUGUACGCCUCCGGCCGGACAACUGGUAUCGUGUUGGACUCCGGGGAUGGCGUCACCCACAACGUGCCCAUCUAUGAGGGCUACGCGCUGCCUCACGCCAUCAUGCGCCUGGACCUGGCUGGUCGCGACCUCACUGACUACCUGAUGAAGAUCCUCACCGAGCGUGGCUACUCCUUCGUGACCACAGCUGAGCGCGAGAUCGUGCGCGACAUCAAGGAGAAGCUGUGCUAUGUGGCCUUGGACUUCGAGAAUGAGAUGGCCACGGCCGCCUCCUCCUCCUCCCUGGAGAAGAGCUAUGAGCUGCCUGAUGGGCAGGUCAUCACCAUUGGCAACGAGCGUUUCCGCUGCCCGGAGACCCUCUUCCAGCCCUCCUUCAUCGGCAUGGAGUCGGCAGGCAUCCAUGAGACCACCUACAACAGCAUCAUGAAGUGUGACAUCGACAUCAGGAAGGAUCUGUACGCUAACAACGUCAUGUCUGGGGGCACCACCAUGUACCCUGGGAUCGCUGACCGGAUGCAGAAGGAAAUCACCGCGCUGGCCCCCAGCACCAUGAAGAUUAAGAUCAUCGCCCCCCCUGAGCGCAAGUACUCCGUGUGGAUCGGCGGCUCCAUCCUGGCCUCGCUGUCCACCUUCCAGCAGAUGUGGAUCACCAAGCAGGAGUACGACGAGGCCGGGCCCUCCAUCGUGCACCGCAAAUGCUUCUAAACGCGCUACACCUGCCGCGCGAAUUCUCCUCAGGACGACAGACCACUCACGCACCGGUGGCUGACCUAGGGCGCCGCGCAGUAACUUUCUCUGUAACAACUUCCAUUGCUGCCACGGCAAACUGACACACUGUUCGUGUCGGGUACACACAUUCACUCACCUUACCUCAUUUUGUUAUUUUUGGAACAAAGCCCUGUGGAAGGAAAUGGAAAACUUGAAGAAGCAUUAAACUCAGGCAUUCUGUCAUGCU
This is a messenger RNA of Ochotona curzoniae (black-lipped pika), 1456 nucleotides long. It is a transcript of the gene ACTA1, whose product is annotated as actin alpha 1, skeletal muscle. The record is from RefSeq and is a predicted model, not a curated record. Gene Ontology annotation, cellular component: actin filament; striated muscle thin filament; stress fiber. The transcript is spliced from 7 exons. NCBI's taxonomy places the organism in Eukaryota, Metazoa, Chordata, Mammalia, Lagomorpha, Ochotonidae. Gene Ontology annotation, biological process: skeletal muscle thin filament assembly. Bases 73 to 1206 code for a protein of 377 amino acids.